This is a messenger RNA of Acanthopagrus latus (yellowfin seabream), 4607 nucleotides long. Its product is annotated as KN motif and ankyrin repeat domain-containing protein 1-like. Gene Ontology annotation, biological process: negative regulation of actin filament polymerization. The transcript has 12 exons. Lineage: Eukaryota; Metazoa; Chordata; Actinopteri; Spariformes; Sparidae. The record is from RefSeq and is a predicted model, not a curated record. The coding region runs from base 331 to 4179 and encodes 1282 amino acids. Gene Ontology annotation, molecular function: protein binding. Gene Ontology annotation, cellular component: cytoplasm; cytoskeleton.
UCCCACUCCUGUAGAGGGAAAACUUAUCUGUCCUCAGAAAUGGCGUUGAACAAGCAAAACGGCUGAAAUAAAGGAGGAAAGAGAAGGAAAGAUAAACCCACGUUCGCAUUAACGUGCAAAAGAUUAUAUUUAACUUGUCCCAACUUAUAAAGCUGCUCUGUGACGUUAUUUUAAAGCUCCACAUCACCGGAACGUCACCUUCUCCUUGCACAGGUGAGUGGCAGCUCAUCACAUUAGCAGGCUAACCGAGGCUAACAGACUCAUUCAAAGUUCAAGCUGGAUUUAACGGGAUCGCUUCGUCCAUCUAUUGAUGCUUCGUGAACCACAUCCAUGGCACAAGGCAGUUACAUCUUAAGAAAUGUAUCAGGUCAAAGCACUGAAGACUGCCUUCCUAACUACCUGGGAAUUAACUGCAAUUAUCCGUCGGACUUGGAUUACCUCAAGUGCGUUGACAAUUUCCACCACGGCACCACCAUUAAGCGGCUAAGCCUCAAGAGGAGGCCCAGAGUGGCCAACAACAAUGUGGAAAAACCACAGAGUGACAUCACAUCCAGCCAGUGGCAUUCUGCUGAAUCCCUGUCGUCAUCUAGCAGUGAUGAUACAAGAAUGCUGGGCAUGUCCUCUACUACCAGAGGUCGACCUCCUCUUCCUCCACCACAUGGUUCCUCAUUGGAUAGCAAACCCUCAAGGAAUGAAGGACCAGCAAUGUCUCACAUACUUGGUGAGUCAAAGCCGAAGCCUGCUGCAAGAUCUCUUGCUUUACAAAGACAAACCCCCCUGGUGGAGAAGACCAUUAUGGAGACCCUCAAGCACUUGGAUCAGGAGGUGACCAACCAGCUUCCACCUCAACCCAGUCCCCGUCGACGACUGGCCAGCUUCGGAGGGGUAAGCUCCCCUGGGUCACUAUCCCCCUUCACUGGUGUUGGUGCGUAUAAUCAGAACAACAAUGGGAACAAGCCUACUGGGCCAGGAGGUGAUACGUUGGGCUCGUCCCUGGGCAGCAGAGGCAGCACUGGAUGCCUAAGGCUAAGCCCACAGAGCUCUGGUAGAACCACCCCAGUUAGUCCUGGCUCCAUGCAUCUGCAGCAUGUCCGUGACCAGAUGGUAGUAGCUCUGCAGAGGCUGAAGGAGCUGGAGGAGCAGGUGAAAAUCAUCCCUAUCCUCCAGGUAAAAAUCUCAGUCCUUCAGGAGGAAAAAAGGCAACUGGUCUCUCAGCUCAAGAACCACAGUGACAGUGAGGACAUAGAUGAUGUGAUCUGGAAGAGCGCACAUAGUGUGGACAUUUCUGACAUUGGAAACAAAGAGAAUAACAAGGAAGGACUUGAGGAUAUAAUGGAAAGUGACUACACUGACCACAGGGAGUUCAGGCGACUGACUGAAGAGAUGCAGGCAUUGGAAAGAACCAUCAAGGGCGGACAUUUGCAAGCAUGGCAUGAAAAAGGUCACAGCCCUCUUCGUGUCAAGGCAAUCAAGUCAGUUGCAGUUGGAACUGAUAAAGAUAUAGAUAUCACCUUGUCUAAACCCACAAAAGAAAACAAAUGUGUGUACACUGACCAAGUAAAAAUGAGGUCUGUUGCAACAGAAGUGUCUGAAAUUAAUCUUGGCAUUUAUACAGAACGGGAAGCAGAGCUUGAUGCACAACAACAAAUAAUUGGUGCCUUGAAAGAGAGAAUAUGUCUCCUAGAAGCAGAGUUGAAGGAAUCAGCGCUCCAAACAGAGAUGAGCCGUCUGAAACUUGAGCUCCAGGCUGCAGGAGCUAGGAACCGAGCUGAUAAAGCCACCUUUGCAAGGCCAUCCACUGUGAGCGCAGGCACCGAGGCAAGACCUCAUACCACAGACCAAGGAGUGGGCAAUCACAAAGAGCUACACGAUGCCAGCACAGGGGAGGCAACAGAGGUGAAGACAGUGGGUAUAUCUUGUUGCAGGCUGGAGCUGAAGGAUGUUUGCACAGGACCAGAUGUGCCCAUGAGCUACUGGGAGGUCAGGGAGCGAGUGGAGACCAUGGAAAAAGGUGUGGGGAGCCACAUUUUUACAAACACACAAGGUGUUGGGAGGGAGAUAAAGUUCUGUGAUGCAGAAACCAACACAGAGGUACCAGUGGAAAAUAUAGUGCCUAAGAAAAGAAAGACUAAGUAUAAUUCUGUGGCUUGUGGGGACUGUUCUGUUGAUGUCAUUAUCUAUGAGGCAAAGGAUUUGGUUUCUCAAGGUAUUGCCACAGAUCAAGUCAGAGGAGUUGAUCUAGGAAUCAUGGCAUCACCACAGACGGCCUCUCAGCGUACCAACACUGUAUCCAGUUCAGUUUCUCGCUUUACCAACACCAGACAUGCCUUCAACACAGACUCCAGCACUAAUACUGUCCUCAGUACCAAAGACAAGCACACCAACACCACUCAGACUGUCACAAGGACAGUGUCAGUGGGUAACCGGGUCAAAGAUAUGAAGUGUGCCCCAGAGACCACCUCAAUUGGUGUAGGAACUGGAGGUUUGAAUCUAGGAAGUGCCUUAAAACAAACAACAGUGACAGCACCGAAGGUAACCAGAGACACAGGUGUUGGAUUCACGAACAUUAACGAGAACUUCCUAGUUGGACUGAAAACGCGAAAUAUGGCCUCUGGACCAUCCCAUCUGCCUGAUCCAAUCAAGACAAGGAGCAUUGGUGUGGGGGAAGGGAGGAUACGGGAUUUGUCAGUUUCAUCCAGUAAACCCGUCCCGAUGUUCCAGCAAUCUUCACAGUCCCAGUGGGACCCAGAGCUGAACCAUUACAUAGAGAAGAUGCAUAGGCUCCUUGGGGAGCAUGGGGACCUGCUCACAGAGGACUAUACUCACCCGAGGGAAGGGUUUGUCCAGCAGCACAGUAACCAAGGAAGUGCCAUCUCGAAGCCGUCCUGCAGUAACAAAGCUGCAGCACAAGGAAUCCAUCUUUCAGAUUGUCAGCCACCAGUCAACAGAGAGUUUCAGUCACCGUCUCAAUUUUCAGUUGAAGCAUUUAAGUGUGACAAGGCAAACCCAGGAAUCUGUCAACAGGGCGGCACCGAAUCGGAGGUUAAAAGAAUGAUACAGAUGUUAGAACAACAGACAUCCUCAGCUCUGCAAGACAGUUCAGCUCAUGCCGGUGUGCUGCGAUCUGUCAUGAAGAAACAGAACGGUGACCAAGGCUGCAGCAGCACCAGGAAGAGCAUGAAGUUCAUGAGGGUGACCGCAGGAUUGGACCCGAUGUCAACUUACGAGCUCCCUGCCAGUGAGAAGGCUAAGACUGAGGAAGUGGAAAGGAGAGGAAACAAAAAAGCUUCUCAAGAUGGAACGCAAGCAAAAAAGGGCAAAUGUGGCUCCAACAAGGGAUCGAAAGGGUCUGCAAAAUCACAACAGAGGUGUAAGUUAAAUGAAAAGGUGUUUUCUGCUUGUGAAGCCUUAAAGAUGCAUCUGAGUGAUGACACAGCUUUAUCCAGCAAGGAAAUGCAUGACUGUCUUCAAACGCUUGAGCAAGAAUGGUUUUCUGUGUCCAGCCACAAGUCAGCAGCCGCCGACAUCGUGGAGGAACAUCUAGCUACAUAUCGGGUCAUUUCACCCUCCGUGUUGCAGCAUAUCGUUAAUAUGGCUGACGGCAAUGGAAACACAGCUCUGCACUACAGCGUGUCUCACUCCAACUUUGGCAUCGUCAAGAAAUUGCUUGAUGCAGAGGUGUGUAACGUUAAUCAACAGAACAAGGCGGGUUACACGCCCAUCAUGCUGGCUGCGCUCGCAGCUGUGGAGCGUCCAGAGGACAUGAAGGUCGUGGAGAAGCUCUUCACAAAAGGAGACGUCAAUGCGAAGGCCAGCCAGGCUGGUCAGACGGCCCUGAUGCUGGCUGUGAGCCACGGCAGGAUGGACAUGGUGCAGGCGCUGCUGAAACAGGGAGCUGAGGUCAAUCUCCAGGACGAUGAGGGCUCCACGGCGCUGAUGUGCGCGAGCGAGCACGGCCAUGCCGAGAUCGUGAGACUACUGCUGGCACAGCCAGACUGCGAUGCCACCCUGAGUGACAGUGAUGAAAGCACGGCGCUGUCCAUUGCACUGGAGGCGGGACACAACGACAUCGCAGUUCUCCUCUACGCUCAUGCCAACUUCUCCAAAGGACAGAGCGGGGCAGCUGCUCGUCACAGCGGCAAGUCUCUUCCCUCCAGCGGUAAAAAUCUCUUUGAAUGAGGUGACGCUGAACGGAUCGGGGAGACUUUUAACAGCGUUAGUUUUUAAACCUGCAGUUGGAAAAACGAUUUGCAGAGCCACUUGUUAUUCUCCAGUGACAAUGAUGCAUCUUUCGUAGUGCAUUUGCAUAAUAUUACAUAGUGUGUAUUAUAAUGUAACUCAGCAGGUAAUACAUGCAUGGUAGAGUAUAUUACUAUUCUUUGUUCAUAAAAGAUAAUAGGCAAUGUUGUAUCCUGCAGAUGUCUAAUAUAUAGUAUCACUUAAGUUGUUUUAAUUCACUUUUUUUGGAAAUUAGAUUUAUAGUUGAAAUAUUUUAUAAGUGCAGAGGAGAAUGAGACGAUGUGUAAAACAAAGUAUACAGUAAAGUAGCAUCAAAGUUAGAAAUGUAUGAGCAAAUAUGAAUAAAUAAAAACUAUAUUAUUACAAAA